AUGCUUAAUACUACAAAAUUUAGAAAUGUUCGCACUUCCAAGUCGCCAUCACGUCGUAAUUAUAAGAGAAAGGAAAGUUUAAGAACUCGCGAUCUGGAUAAGAAAAGCCCGGUUAGGUCACCAGUUAGUCGAAAUAAUGGAAGAGAACAGUCACGUCCUCGUAUUUCACCAUCACGAUAUGAUAAAAAAACAAAAUCACCUAUACAUAUACGUUCACAAACUAUAUCUCGAGAUAGAAAAGUUUCUCGAUCUAGCUUGUUUCACUCAAGAAAGGACCGUAAGUCAGGAUCUUCUGAUCGAGUGAACAAUAACGGGAGAGAACUCUCAAAAUCUCGGGAAAAAUCGCGUCGUAGCUCUUCUCCCCAUCAUAGUUCUCAUAGAUCCUUGGUUCGCGGACAGGCCGACUCUUAUCGACCAAAUUACCAAAGUCAAAGAUCGAGAUACGAUUCAUAUCGACCAAAAAAAGUUGCAAAGUCAUCUGACCGACAAAAUUUAAGGACAGAAUCUCGAUCAUCUACUUUGAUUCGACCCGAAACUUCUAAUAUUGUUAAUUUUUCUCCAAUUCAUGAAAAUGCGGCAAUAGAGCGCCCACGGCCUUAUAAACCGAUAUAUGAUCCCAAAAAAGAACUUAGGGAUCGUAAAGAUGCAUUCUAUUACGAAUAUGACGAGUAUUUAAAUGGCAAUUCAAGACUUAAGACUUCACUUCUUAAUAUUACUAACGCUCGCCAAGACAUGAUUGACCACAUAAUUCAAUCUUGUCUACGUUUACAAUUACCUAUGAAUUGUAUGGCGGCAACAUUGAUAUUCUACCAAAGGUUCCAUGCAAAAUUAGAACGAGAUAAGAAAGCUUUUCCGGAAUUAUAUGCACAUCAGGUUGAGCAUGACAACGAUCUCAUGAUAGCGGCCUGUAUGCUUUUUGCUGGAAAGGUUACAAAUUGUAGAAUUGGAGUAACAAAUGCGAUCAAAGGUAGCUGGAGGCCGAGGCCAAGUGAAACGAGAUGUCCCAACGAAGAAAGUUUCGCAUUUCUUGACAGAAAGGAGUCGGUUAUUCAUUAUGAAAAUUGCUUGAUAACGGCAGUUGGCCUUGAUCUCGCAAAAGACACACCUUACGCAGUGGUAAAUAAGAUAAUUUCUCCGAUACUUGAGAAAUCUGUGGGAACAUACACUUUAGAUGCGAUUUGGAAAAAAUUCACUAGACAAACCUACGAACAAAUUCUAGAGUCUCUCCGUCGUACAAUAAUUGCUGUCACAUAUAAUGCAAGUGAAAUCGCCACAGCAGCGGCAGCUAUUGCAUCAUUUCAAGUUGGAAUACCUCUGCCAGGAGGAUUAUUCAAAGUAAUCUUUUAA
This is a messenger RNA of Scutellospora calospora, 1347 nucleotides long. The record is from the annotation of a GenBank genome assembly. NCBI's taxonomy places the organism in Eukaryota, Fungi, Glomeromycota, Glomeromycetes, Diversisporales, Gigasporaceae.